Benincasa hispida (wax gourd) is the source of this 2282-nucleotide messenger RNA. RefSeq lists its product as uncharacterized. The record is from RefSeq and is a predicted model, not a curated record. Lineage: Eukaryota; Viridiplantae; Streptophyta; Magnoliopsida; Cucurbitales; Cucurbitaceae.
GGGGAAAAAAAUAUUGAGACCUAAAAAGAAUGAUUCUGCAUAGUAGAAAGUUGCAAAAAUGCAUUACAUACAAGGAACCUCAUCAUUCCAAAUUCACUCUUUUAAAAAAUGAAUGAAAGAAAAUAAGAGAAAUUAAGAAAAUCUAGGAUUAUUAUUAAAAAAAAACAACAAUAAUAAUAAUAAGAGUAAGCUUCCCUUCUCUCCCUCUCAUACCCACAAAUUUCAAUGGAAUGGAAGAUUGAAGAUUAAAGAAGCAAAAUUCAGUUGCUCGAGGGAAUUGAAAAGAAAAAUAGGGAAACAAGAAGCCAAACAGCACUCUGAUCAAAACUUGUUGAAUCCUCUUGAUUAAAUCAUUUUCCCAACCCAAUAAAAACUCAAAUCUCACUUCUUAAAGAUACGAAAAUUCCCAAUACUUAAAUGCCACAACUAUUCUCACUCAUUCUCUCUCUCUCUCUCUCUGAACUUUAUGUAUGGAAAAAUAAUAAAUGAGAGCUACUUUAAAGGGCAGAGGAUAAAAGGAAGAAAUUGGAAGGGAGUUCAUAGGGAAUUUGUGGUCCAAUGUGCCAAAACUUUAGUUUAGGUGAUUUUUUUCCCUCUAUUCACUUUUCGGGGUUUUUUUAUAAUUAUUUCCCUCUUCCUCUGCAUAAAUUCUCUUACUGUUUCAAAUUAAUUAAUAUCUGAGAAUUUUAGAAUAUCUUUUUGGGUUCUCUUUCUUUCUGCCCAUUUAACAAUGAAAAUGGCAUAUUACCAAUCAUCCUUUCCCCCCUAUAGGAAACACCCAUCAUUGCUCCCAACAAUCCUUUUCAACCUUAGAAACCUGAGCUUCUAAAAAGAUAUAGAAUUGGGUUUCUAAUUCCCAUUCUUCCCAUUCCUUCCUUUUAAUUUCUCAAUGCAAUUUAAAUACCAGCCUUCUUAAUAACCUUUUCUCUCCCUCUUCCCCUCUUCUACUUCUACCCCCCCCCCCCCCCCCCCCCCCCCCCUCUCUCUCUCUCUCUCUACUUUUCCUUUUAGUUCCAACAAGGUCACAAUGGAUCCCUCCUCCACCAACUCUGUCAAUGGCUUCUAUACUUUUCUGACUCGAGGGAUCGAUGAUCUUGAACGGGUUUACCUUUCAAAUAAUUUCAUGUCAAUCCAAUUCCUUCAAAGGGUUCUUUCACUACUCCGAUCAUUUCAUUCCCAAUUGACACUUCUUGUCCAAAAGCUUCAUUUGCCUGUGGGGGAGAAGUGGUUGGAUGAGUACAUGGAUGAGAGUUCUAAGCUGUGGGAUGCCUGUCAUGUCCUCAAAUCAGGCAUUUCCGGAAUCGAAAAUUUCUACUCUGCUGGGUUCAAUAUCACUUCCUCUCUCGAAGCUCAUCGCCAUCUGAGUCCCCAACUUUCUCGCCAGGUAAUUAGGGCAAUAUCAGGGUGUCGAAGAGAAGCGGUGGGAUUGGAAGAGGAGAAUCGAGCACUGAUGGAAGCAAGAAUUCAACCGCUAUCUCUGAGGUUCGAUGAGAAAGUAUCGAUCGAAUCAAAGCUGAAUGGAUUCAAUGGAUUCAGGGGAGUUCUGUACGCAAUGAGAAAUGUGAGCUCACUCCUCCUAAUGAUCUUGCUCUACGGGCUGGUUUACUGUUGGCCGGAAUCGAAUUUCGUAAGAGGAGGGUAUGAAGGGUGUCUGUUUUUCGGUUCAGCUUUCAUGAUAUCGACGGCGAGAUUGCAGGAGAGAGUCGCCGGAGAGAUCAACCAGAUGAACGGAAGGCCUGGGAUUUUGCUGUACGAGUUUAGGAGGUCGAAGAUGGCGAUGGAGGAAUUAAGGGCGGAAUUGGAGAGGAGGGUGGGGAUGGGGUCGCAAGGCGUGGUAGAAUGGGAAACAGAGAUUGGAAUUAGAGAAAGAGUUGAGAAUUUGAGAGCUUGUUUUGGGGUACUGAGAUCUGGAGCUGAGAAUAUUGUUUGCCAACUUGAUGAUUUCAUUGAUGAAAUCGUUGAAGGCAGGAAGAAGCUUUUGGACUUUUGUAGCCACAGGUAGACAGAGAUGGGAAAAUAUUGUAGUUGUUAUGGUUCAAAGGCCAAAAGAAAAAAAGGGAAAAAAUAUUAAAAAAAAAAAAGAAAGAAAAAAGAAAAAAGAAAAAAAGAAAAAAGAAAAAAACAAGUAGAAGAAUCAAUUGAUGGAGUUGUUGUACCUUUUAACCCUUCCCUGCUCUUCUCGUUUCCAGAUUUUUCUUUAAUCCUCUAAAAAGUAAAAACAAUCAACAGGUAAAUAAAGGGACAAAAAAGAAAUCAGAUACCCAUAUAUUAAUUACUAAAAA